ACGCUCAGUGCACGCUCACAGUCUGCGUCCCUUUAUGGUUUGACAGCGAAAAAAAGUUUUCAUGUCAGUCGGUUAAAAUUCAUUGUUGCCUGUCCAGCCAAUCAUAGUUUUUGACGACACAAAAGAGGCUAAAGUUGGAGUAUAAAAGGUGCGCGCUAAUAAAGUAUGAUGCCUAUCAGAGUGCGACAUUAAUCCAAACGCAGUGCAGUCACGCAUUAGGUCCAGCACGCACCACGGAUCUUUUUUUUUUCUAAAUCAAACUUCACACCGUAGAGACAAUGCAUCUGUCUCAGAUUGUGCUCUAUCUUAGUUUGCUGAUUGCUUUGGGUCCAGUAGUUUUGAGUGACCAAGAAACGCACCAGCAGCCCUCCGCCACCAGCCCAGAGGACACUGAGCAGUGCGCUACCUGCGAGGUCCGGCAGCAGAUCAAAACCAUGCGAUUAAACGCGAUUAAAUCUCAGAUUCUGAGCAAACUGCGAAUGAAAGAAGCUCCGAACAUCAGCCGAGAUAUAGUGAAGCAGCUCCUGCCCAAAGCGCCGCCGCUGCAGCAGCUCCUCGACCAGUACGACGUGCUGGGAGAUGACAACAAGGAUGUAGUCAUGGAGGACGACGACGAGCAUGCCACCACGGAGACAAUAGUGAUGAUGGCCACUGAACCUGAGUCCGUCGUCCAGGUGGAUGGGGAACCAAAGUGCUGCUUUUUCUCUUUCACUCAGAAGUUUCAAGCCAGUCGCAUAAUGCGGGCGCAGCUCUGGGUGCAUUUGCGCCCGGCGGACGAAGCGACCACAGUGUUCCUGCAGAUCUCCCGCCUGAUGCCGGUCACAGACGGGAACAGGCACAUACGGAUCCGUUCCCUGAAGAUCGACGUCAACUCCGGGGUCAGCUCUUGGCAAAGUAUAGACGUCAAGCAAGUGUUGACCGUGUGGCUGCGGCAGCCGGAGACCAAUUGGGGCAUCGAGAUUAACGCCUUCGAUUCGAGGGGAAAUGACUUGGCCGUGACCUCCGCAGAGCCCGGGGAGGAAGGACUGCAACCGUUCAUGGAGGUGAAGAUCUCAGAGGGCCCCAAGCGAGCCAGGAGAGACACGGGGCUGGACUGUGACGAGAACUCGCCAGAGUCCCGGUGCUGCCGUUACCCGCUCACAGUUGACUUUGAAGACUUUGGCUGGGAUUGGAUUAUUGCCCCAAAGCGCUACAAGGCCAACUAUUGCUCUGGGGAGUGUGAGUACAUGCACUUGCAGAAGUACCCGCACACCCACCUGGUAAACAAGGCCAACCCCAGAGGGACUGCAGGCCCCUGCUGUACCCCCACCAAGAUGUCGCCUAUCAACAUGCUCUACUUUAACCGCAAGGAGCAGAUCAUCUACGGCAAGAUCCCCUCCAUGGUGGUGGACCGUUGUGGAUGCUCUUGAGUCGGGACGGAGACCCCGGCGAGAGGGACGGGAGGACGGAGGGGCUGUGGCUCACUCUGGCCUCCAACUUCAGACUUGUUGACACAACCAAUCCACCAGUUCCGAUGCUUUCCUGCAGAACAUGGUGCAAUAGAACCAGAAUAGAGGCCACAAACAGCCCGACUUUUCCGCAGGGCAGCGCUUUCACAACCGGCAUAGCUCAUUUCUUUCUUCCAGUGAAAUCAUAGCCAUAGAGGCUCAAAGUCAGAUCAAUACAGGAACACACACACACACACACACACACACACACACACACACUCGCACGCACACACACACACUCGCACGCACACACGCACACACACACACACACACACACACACACACACACACACACACACACACACACACGCUGGACUUUGGAGUGAAUGUAGACAGAAAUGAUCAAAGUUAUCCAGAACUUUUAUUUUUUCCAUCGUCUCAGUGUUCUGUGCUCUAUCCAUUUAUGCAAACAUGCUGACAGAUUAUACUCAUAUGCCAUCUACUCCACUCCACUCCACUCAUAGCCAACAUACAAGCUAUUACACUUUUUGCUAAGCUAUACGUUUGUGAUAAUCAUUUUUUCGAGUUAUGUUUUCAGAGUGAAACCAGGAAUCCUCAAGGACUUUUUGAAAGGGCUUGGAAAAACACAGCUGGAGACUCCUCGGAGUGAAAUUUCACACUGGUAGAACAUGCUUUAGUACACACAGGUUCAUCGGAGUCAAAAAGAUGGGUCCUUAGUCACUACUGCCAUUUAUAAAAACCCAAACAAAACUUGCAACAUUAACUCAUUUGUAAAAAUUAGACAGAGGUCAUUAUCUUUCGUGUGUUGGAUGAAACUUGUAAUUUAAUUUUUUUUUCUUGAUCAGCAAUGCAAAGAGCUGUGGAAUAAAACCCCGAGUGCGGCGGCGAUGCGGUGGUCGAUCCUAUGGACACAAACAUGUUCCACCAGCGUGAAAUACCCCUUCAGGUCUCGACAGAUCUUCAUGUACUCUACCAUACAAACACACAGCAACAUUCUCGACCACGAAGCAUCGUUGCUCAGUCAUAAUCACUAUCCAACAAAAACAGCCAGACCUGCCCAAUACACUUGAAUUAUUCUGAUUGUAAAUUCACAUUACUGGACAGAAGGACUUGAACUGAAGGCACAAUGAAUGCAGCCUACAAAUGAAAAAUGUGUUUAAGACAGAGAGAAUAGAUGAAUGAAUGUCGAGAUCACGCGUUAAACUCUGUCUUACAAACAACACAGUUUGCACUAUGGCACACCAAUAGAAAGAAUUGGUUGCUACAAAAGUUGUAAAAACUGAUUUUGAUAUGUUUGCUAAUUUGUAUUGUAUACUUAUGCCAUUGUUUCCAUUAGGAGUUGCCUUACUAAACCACUGUUGGUAAAUGUAUAAAACCACAUCAAGAUUAAAAAAAAAAUGUAAUACAGCAACUCUAUAUACUUGUUUUAACAAAUAAAGUUUCUAGCUUGUUUGUUGA
This is a messenger RNA of Seriola aureovittata, 2906 nucleotides long. It is a transcript of the gene mstnb, whose product is annotated as myostatin b. Bases 279 to 1409 code for a protein of 376 amino acids. The transcript has 3 exons. Gene Ontology annotation, molecular function: growth factor activity; cytokine activity. The record is from RefSeq and is a predicted model, not a curated record. Gene Ontology annotation, cellular component: extracellular region. Lineage: Eukaryota; Metazoa; Chordata; Actinopteri; Carangiformes; Carangidae. Gene Ontology annotation, biological process: SMAD protein signal transduction.